CGAGAGAGCGACGCCCCCUCCUCUCUUCUAUAAUCGAGAGUCGAGCUCUACUAUCUGCACUUCUGCAAUUAUGCCCGUUUGGUGUUGGUGGUUGUUGUCGGUGAACGCAGACCUCAGCCUCAGCUUCCCCCACAGGUUGUCGGCGUGUGCAGAGCAGCAGCAGCGGCAGGAGGAGCAGGACGAGCAGGAGGAGGAGGAGGAGGAGGAAGAGGAGGCGGGCUGCCUUGUUUACCAAAAAUGACUCGCCAUGGCUGUAGCUUUGACUCAUACGCGGCUCCGCGAGCGCGAGCGGACGCCACGAGCAGCCGCAGCUGAGAGGAGCGAGGCGCCGACCGUCUGAAUGAGAGUCUCGAGUGGGCUCGGGUGGCCAUGGACCCAUUCAGCCAGCUCAUCCUCACCAUCUCGGUGACCAGCUUCUUCACCUUUCAGUGGCUCUUCCACAAAGUCAGCCCCUGGGUGUCCGAACGCAUCAGCCAGGGCUUCCCGGGCCUCACCGACAAGCAGAAGGUGGAAUGGAACUCCAGGACGGUGUCGACGUUUCACGCACUGCUGGUGGGAAUAUUCUGUCUCUCCAUCUUAUUUUUUGACGACGCCGUCAACGAAGACCCAGUCUGGGGGGAUCCUACACUGGUGAAGACUAAUGUUGCCAUCACAACAGGCUACCUCAUAUCUGAUCUGCUGCUAAUAUUUUACUAUUGGAAGGCGAUAGGCGACAAGUUUUUUGUAGUUCACCAUCUGGCAGCAUUGUAUGCUUACUACUAUGUACUGGGCCAAGGAAUGUUGCCUUACUUUGCUAACUUCCGCCUGCUUGCUGAGUUUUCUACACCAUGUGUGAACCAGCGCUGGUUCUUUGAGGUACUAGGUUACCCCAAGUCCUCCCGGCCCAACAUGGCCAACGGCGUCGCCAUGGCCGUCGUCUUCUUCAUGGUCCGCAUCGCCGUCAUGCCGGUCUACUACGGUCGCAUGUAUGCAGUGUACGGUACCGAGGCCUUCUACCUGGUGCCCUGGGGCGGCCGCGUCGCCUGGAUCUGCUCCAGCAUCUGCCUGGACGUCAUGAACAUCAUGUGGAUGCACAAGAUCGCCCGCGGCUGCUACAGGGUGCUGCGCUCGGGCCGGCACAGCAAAGCUGGAGUACCUCAGGAGAACGGGAAGACGGAUUAAGGGAAGCGGGGCGUCGGCGGUGCGAUCAAGGACGAAACGACGACGACGCUCUCAGCGCGGCGCCGAGGAGCUGUUUGGACCCUGUCACGUCGGGCCGCGUCGCCAGCGGCUAAAACCGGGACUUAACGUUUCAGGAAUGUAAUGAGGAAAGCCGAGGUUUUCUCUGGAGAGCGGGCGCAGUCGCUGAGACGUACCGAUGGACGAUUGAACUGACCAUCUCAAAGCCAUGAAACGACCUCCUAGCAAUACUCUGUAUGCAUGGCCAGUUUUUUUUUUUCUGUCUUGAACUCUUUACCACCGCGGAGUGGUCAUGCUGGGACAGCGGACUAUAAGCCCACCCACAAAUUGUCAAAAAGUUUACCAAUCUUUACGUAGUGAUCAACGAAAGACUUCUUUUUCUUUUCUUUCCUUUUUUUUUUUUUUUUUUAAUCAAUACAGCUGCCUAAAGUCAUGGAGUCAGACCCAGUGAAACAUAAAAGUUCAUGUCAGUUAUCAAGCAAAGCCAACAUGCAGCAACGCCACCAUGAUGGUCAGUGCCAUAGAAUCAUUGCCAAGAUGCUCGCGGGAAGGAGUGAGGCGCAAUCAGAUUGCACCGAGUGCAACGGCAGAAAAGAAUAACCGUGAAGUUUGUUUCUCCCUGUUAUCAUUGAGUUCAGAGGACGAGCGGAGAAGCCAGCCUUUCAGGACUUCAAUCUUAGAGCAUUUCACGUCCUCUUCGCAUUUGCACAAUUGUUUUUAGAUAAAAUUGAGUUAAACAGACAUUAGUCCACUGCAGUUGUUUUUUUUUUUUUUUUUUAGACAUUGUCAUGUGACUUUUUUUCAAGAAAAAGUGAUCCUGAUCUAAGGAAGCCUGUAGAAAUGCUCCAUGGGAAGCAGAAAGUCCAUAGCUGUGUACACUGAAGUCUGAAGUCGUUUGAACUGUUGACGCAACAUCCGAUAAGUCAACCGCACUGCGUGCGCGACAGUCCGCUGCUGAUAUUGAAUGUAGUCAGCAUCACAUUUAACGCUGUGCAAUGCCUGCCGGGCUGAAGUCAGUGUCAUAGGAAGAAGAAAACCAAUGAAAAUUCUUUUCUAAAAAAGUUCGGUGGAAGAUGUUAGCAGGAUUCUGACACUCUUCUGGUUUCUUUUUCUUUUUUUUGAUCUGACCUUUGUUUCAUAGUCAGACAUCCUAUUUAUAUGUUUGUGUCGAUUUUAGCCCUUGGCAAUAUUUGCCAACAAGUUGCAUGCUGCACUGUGUUUUUAAUUGAGAGGUUGGGUUUUCUGGCUGGUGAAUAACUUUCUGCACACAAUGUCAGCAGUUGUUUCUGCAGAUUUUAUUUGGAUGUAAAACCAAGGACAAUAAUCAGUGUUUUUUUUAGGUAAGUUCUAUAUGUGUCAGAAAUACUUUAUGGUUGUUUCUGAGGAUUGUGAUGCAGAUAGUUUUUUUUUGUCUCAUGUCACGUAUGAUUUCUGGUAAAACCAUAUUUAUUGAUGGCAUCCAUACAGGAUUGUAUUUUCAAGUGGCUAAAUUUGAAAACGUUGAAUCGAUUCAUUCAUCAUUUUGCUCUCUGGAGUUUUAUGAUAAUCACUACAUAAUAAGAACACAGGAAAGAUUGAGCUCAGUUUCCUUCAGGCAAACGUUCGGAUAUGAGUUAAAAGUUACAGUCCACAGAUAGUUAUGGCGCGUACUUGAAUAUUCGUUGUAGGUGUGACUUUUUUCACCAGCUGUACAUCAACCGCUUCUGUCAGUUGCUUUGUGACUCAAACGGGGAUUGUAAGUAUGCCUUGCUAUGCCUAGCAUUUAAUUUUCAUUGCCUUUU
Molecule: messenger RNA, 2960 nt
Organism: Salarias fasciatus (jewelled blenny)
Lineage: Eukaryota; Metazoa; Chordata; Actinopteri; Blenniiformes; Blenniidae
Gene: tlcd4a
Product: TLC domain containing 4a
Exons: 7
Coding region: 370-1161 (263 amino acids)
Biological process (GO): lipid homeostasis
Cellular component (GO): membrane; endoplasmic reticulum
Source: RefSeq, a predicted model, not a curated record